Cicer arietinum (chickpea) is the source of this 2405-nucleotide messenger RNA. RefSeq names its product ABC transporter E family member 2. Gene Ontology annotation, molecular function: ATP binding; ATP hydrolysis activity. The record is from RefSeq and is a predicted model, not a curated record. Lineage: Eukaryota; Viridiplantae; Streptophyta; Magnoliopsida; Fabales; Fabaceae.
CUUAGCUUUUCUAUAUUCCUUUCCGCUUGAACGUUCCAACCACACGCCUCUCACAUUCUCUCUCUCUCUCUGAACCGAUUUCCAUCUCCGUAAUCAGAGAGUUUGAGGCAACAUGUCAGAUCGAUUGACGCGUAUCGCCAUCGUCAGCAACGACAGAUGCAAACCAAAAAAGUGCCGUCAAGAGUGUAAGAAGAGUUGCCCUGUCGUCAGAACUGGAAGAUUGUGUAUUGAGGUUACUUCUGCAUCGAAGAUUGCUUACAUAUCUGAGGAAUUAUGCAUUGGAUGCGGUAUUUGUGUUAAGAAAUGUCCUUUUGAAGCUAUUCAGAUUAUCAACUUGCCAAAGGAUUUGGACAAAGACACUACUCAUAGAUAUGGUCCUAAUACUUUUAAGCUACACAGGUUGCCGGUUCCGAGGCCGGGGCAAGUGCUUGGUUUGGUUGGGACAAAUGGAAUUGGGAAGUCCACUGCCCUUAAAGUUUUGGCUGGAAAAUUGAAGCCAAACUUGGGUCGUUUCACUAACCCCCCUGAUUGGCAGGAAAUUUUGACCUAUUUUCGAGGAUCUGAAUUGCAGAAUUACUUUACUCGCAUUCUAGAGGAUGAUUUGAAGGCUAUCAUCAAGCCUCAGUAUGUUGACCACAUUCCAAAAGCUGUGCAAGGGAAUGUGGGGCAGGUGCUAGACCAAAAAAAUGAAAGAGAUAUGAAGGAAGAGCUUUGUGCUGAUCUUGAGCUUAAUCAAGUUAUAGAUCGUAAUGUUGGUGAUCUUUCAGGGGGUGAGCUCCAAAGGUUUGCCAUUGCGGUUGUUGCCAUCCAAAAUGCUGAGAUAUACAUGUUCGAUGAACCCUCUAGUUAUCUUGAUGUGAAACAGAGGCUGAAAGCUGCCCAGGUUGUUCGGUCAUUGCUCAGGCCUAAUAGCUACGUAAUUGUUGUUGAGCACGAUCUUAGUGUCUUGGACUACUUAUCAGACUUUAUUUGCUGUUUGUAUGGAAAACCUGGUGCAUAUGGAGUCGUAACACUUCCUUUCUCAGUUAGAGAAGGAAUUAAUAUCUUCUUGUCCGGCUUUGUUCCAACAGAAAAUCUUAGGUUUCGGGAGGACUCUCUUACCUUUAAGGUUGCAGAGACUCCACAGGAAAGUGCUGAGGAAGCUCAAACAUAUGCUCGAUACAAAUACCCAACCAUGACCAAAACUCAAGGCAAUUUCAGGCUUCAUGUCGUUGAAGGAGAAUUUACGGAUUCUCAGAUUAUUGUGAUGCUGGGUGAGAAUGGAACAGGAAAGACAACAUUCAUUCGAAUGCUGGCUGGUUUAUUGAAACCUGACACUGUAGAAGGUGGAGCUGAUGUGGAUAUGCCCGAGUUCAAUGUUUCAUAUAAACCUCAGAAGAUUAGUCCGAAGUUCCAAUCAACUGUUAGACACCUGCUACAUCAAAAAAUUCGUGAUGCUUAUACUCAUCCCCAGUUUAUAUCAGAUGUGAUGAAACCACUACUUAUAGAACAGUUGAUGGACCAAGAAGUUGUGAAUCUUUCUGGUGGAGAGUUGCAAAGAGUCGCCUUAUGCCUUUGUCUCGGAAAGCCUGCAGACAUCUAUCUGAUAGAUGAACCAAGUGCAUAUCUUGAUUCAGAACAGCGUAUUAUUGCUGCAAAAGUCAUCAAGAGGUUUAUUCUUCAUGCAAAGAAAACAGCCUUUAUAGUUGAGCAUGAUUUCAUUAUGGCAACUUAUCUUGCCGACAGAGUUAUUGUUUAUGAGGGUAAACCUUCAAUUGAUUGUAUUGCAAAUUCUCCACAAUCAUUGCUGACUGGGAUGAACCUUUUCUUAUCACAUCUUGAUAUUACAUUUAGAAGAGACCCAACUAAUUUUCGCCCAAGGAUCAACAAACUUGAUUCAACCAAGGACAGAGAGCAAAAGAAUGCUGGGUCUUAUUAUUACCUCGACGACUGAGUUUAUACUCGACAGCCUGCUCUUUUGCCAAUGCAACAGUGCGCCAAUUUGUGCUUUUCGUCAAAUCCCAGCUUUAAUUCAUUUGAUGCCUUGAUAUAUAAGAUACUCCUUUUUGUGUUGUAGGCAUCUUUCUCAAUGGAUAAAAGAGUCUGCAUGCAGGCCAUAUGUUGGUUGGUGCAUUUGUAUAUGUUUCCAUAAUAUUUAGUGCAGUUGCUCAUGACCAGUUUUGGUAUGACUUUGGUGGGUGAAUCUGAUUAUACUUGAGUUUGUAUCGGUCAUGGUUUCACAUUUGAUGUUCCUUGAGAGAUUCAUGAUGCCACAGAUUAAGUUUAUCACCAUUGCGGCUCGCAUAAUUAUCAGUUGAAUAUGUAACGAAGUAUCCCAUGUUACUUAAUUUUGAUAGAUGGUUUCUUUUUGGAAUAUAUCUCUUCUGAGAGGGUUGAUGUUUUAAUGGUUAUCAUGCAUUUUAGGA